GGAGCUGGACAGGCUGGGCCAACGGGUUGGGCAGCAUAGCCGGGCCUGUGCUCAUCUCCAGCAUAAAACUCCACUUCAUGGAGCCUGCACCUCGCUCCUGCUUCAACACUUCUGCCACCGCCGACCCCAGUCCUGUGCCCCAGCCAGGCCUGAGGACAUGAGGCAUCCCGCUGCGGUGCCACUCCUGCUGCUGCUGUGUUUUGGGUCUCAGGUGGCCAAGGCAGCAACAGCCUGUGGGCACACCAGGAUGCUGAACCGAAUGGUGGGCGGGCAGGACGCGCAGGAGGGCGAGUGGCCCUGGCAAGUCAGCAUCCAGCGCAACGGAAGCCACUUCUGCGGGGGCAGCCUCAUCGCGGAGCGGUGGGUCCUGACGGCCGCGCACUGCUUCCCCAACACCUCUGAGACGUCCCUGUACCAGGUCCUGCUGGGGGCAAGGCAGCUAGUGCAGCCAGGGCCGCACGCUGUGUAUGCCCGGGUGAGGCGGGUGGAGAGCAACCCCCUGUACCAGGGCAUGGCCUCCAGUGCCGACGUGGCCCUGGUGGAGCUGGAGGAACCAGUGUCCUUCACCAAUUACAUCCUCCCCGUGUGCCUGCCCGACCCCUCGGUGAUCUUUGAGACGGGCAUGAACUGCUGGGUCACUGGCUGGGGCAGCUCCAGUGAACAAGACCGCCUGCCCAACCCGCGGAUCCUGCAGAAACUCGCCGUGCCCAUCAUUGACACACCCAAGUGCAACCUGCUCUACAGCAAAGACGCCGAAUUUGGCUAUCAACCUAAAACCAUCAAGAAUGACAUGCUGUGCGCCGGCUUUGAGGAGGGCAAGAAGGACGCCUGCAAGGGCGACUCGGGCGGCCCUCUGGUGUGCCUCGUGGGUCAGUCAUGGCUGCAGGCCGGGGUGAUCAGCUGGGGUGAAGGCUGCGCCCGGCAGAACCGCCCAGGUGUCUACAUCCGUGUCACCGCCCACCACAACUGGAUCCAUCAGGUCAUCCCCACACUGCAGUUCCAGCCAGCGAGGUCGGACGGCCAGAAGCCAGACCCUCGGGGCCAGGAGCCCCUUGAGCAGAGCUCUGCACCCAGCCUGGCUGCCCACACCAUCCUCCUGGUUCUCCCAGCGCUGCUGUUGCACCUCUGAGCCCCACCAGACUCAUUUGUAAAUAGUGCUCCUUCCUCCCCUCUCAAAUACCGUUAUUUUAUUUAUGUUUCCUCCAAUAAAAACCCAGCCUGUGUGCCAGCUG
Molecule: messenger RNA, 1232 nt
Organism: Macaca mulatta (Rhesus monkey)
Lineage: Eukaryota; Metazoa; Chordata; Mammalia; Primates; Cercopithecidae
Gene: PRSS27
Product: serine protease 27
Biological process (GO): proteolysis
Molecular function (GO): serine-type endopeptidase activity
Source: RefSeq, a predicted model, not a curated record